AAGGUCUGCCUCUUGAGCAAACUCAAAGAAGAUGUCUUAUGGUUCCAUCGACGGGAGUGGGUUCGGAAGCCGGAGCACCUUCGGGGGGCCGUCCCGGCAAGGAUACCAACCUCUAGCCACACAGAUUGAUCCAAAUGAAGUCCAGGAGCUCUUCCAGGAAACGUCGGCGAGUGUCUUCCGAAUCAAUGCUAAUGGUGCGUAUGUCGAUUGCACUGGGCACACAUCUCAGCAAGAGACUAACAGGACCAUCAAUACAUGCACCAGUGCUAUCCGGCAGCUCUCUGAGAUCAUUCGAGGUUCUUCUAGGCAAGAACGGCUUCAGCUGGACCGGCUGAAGAACCAGCUGUCUGAUGCCAUUCAGCGAUACGGCACAAUUCAAAAGAAAAUUGCAGAGGCAUCCAAAGCUUUACUUCCUAAGGGGCAAAGACCUAGGAAAACCAGUCCCAAGACCCCUUUCUCCAACCUGGCUGACGAUGAAAAGAUCUUUAAUGGAGGCGAUAGCAUGUGGCAAGAGCAGAACCAGGAGCACGCCUUGCUCUCCGAAAUCACGGAAGAGGACGUGGAGGCCAUCCGCCAGAGGGAAGAAGCCAUACAGAAGAUUGAGAGUGACAUGUUGGAUGUUAACCAAAUCAUUAAGGAUCUGGCCUCCAUGGUAUAUGAGCAGGGAGACACAAUAGAUAGCAUUGAAGCCAACCUCGAGACGGCGUCUUCUAAUGUGGAAUCUGCCAACGAGCAAUUGGCAAAGGCCAGCCAGCACCAACGGCGAUCCAGAAGAUAAAGUGCUGUUUCAUCUCACGGGCUUGGCGGUUCUUCUGAUUAUUGUCAUAAUCAUCACAGUCUCUGUCAAGCGUUGAGCCUGCUGAAGUUUUCACAGAGCACCUGAUCGUAUCCAGUGGGACAGAAGCCAAAGACGUUCCACAUUCAGGCCAUGCAUCAAUGUCAACUUUGCGAAAUAUAUUACAUUUAAAGUGCUGUAGCCAAUAAACACUGCAAUUAUAAGAAUGGAAAACAUAA
Molecule: messenger RNA, 1014 nt
Organism: Heteronotia binoei (common prickly gecko)
Lineage: Eukaryota; Metazoa; Chordata; Lepidosauria; Squamata; Gekkonidae
Gene: TSNARE1
Product: t-SNARE domain containing 1
Exons: 10
Coding region: 32-778 (248 amino acids)
Biological process (GO): intracellular protein transport; vesicle fusion; vesicle-mediated transport
Cellular component (GO): SNARE complex; endomembrane system; membrane
Molecular function (GO): SNAP receptor activity; SNARE binding
Source: RefSeq, a predicted model, not a curated record